UGGUCGAGGAUCUUUGUUUUCUCUCCACCUCUCUCUCGGUGGAGGAAUACAAGUUUAUCAUCCAGCCAGGGACGGGACUGGUCUCCUCUGCUCUGCCGCUCUCUCUUCCUCCUCCUCUUCCUCCUCCUCCUCCUCUUCCUUCUCCUUCUUCUUCAUCUGUCGACUUGCACUGGGCCGUUUCUCCUGUAUGGUGGAUAUACUGCUCAACACUUCUUUCUUGGAUGAUAUGGGGGAUCAUUCAAAAAAGAAGUCGGGAAUCGCAAUGUGUGUGGGCUGUGGAAGUCAGAUACACGACCAGUACAUCCUGAGAGUGUCCCCGGACCUGGAGUGGCACGCAGCCUGUCUCAAGUGCGCAGAGUGCAGCCAGUACCUGGACGAGACCUGCACGUGCUUCGUCCGAGACGGAAAGACGUACUGUAAACGAGAUUAUGCGAGGUUAUUUGGCAUCAAAUGUGCAAAGUGCAACAUGGGCUUCUGCAGCAGCGACCUGGUGAUGAGAGCCCGGGACCACGUCUACCACAUGGAGUGUUUUCGGUGCUCGGUGUGCAGUCGACACCUCCUGCCCGGAGACGAGUUCUCCCUGCGGGACGACGAACUGCUGUGCCGGGCGGAUCACGGUCUGCUGGAGGAGCGGGCCUCCGCAGGGAGUCCACUCAGCCCGGGGAACAUACACAGCAGCAGACCGCUGCACAUCUCUGAGCCGAUUUCAGUGCGACACCCUCCUCAUCACCGGAACCACGGCCACAAGCAGACGGAGAAGCCCACGCGUGUCCGGACGGUGCUGAACGAGAAGCAGCUCCACACCCUGCGGACCUGCUACAACGCCAACCCGAGACCGGACGCUCUGAUGAAGGAACAGCUGGUGGAGAUGACCGGCCUGAGCCCGCGGGUGAUCCGCGUCUGGUUUCAGAACAAGCGCUGCAAAGACAAGAAGAAGACCAUCCUGAUGAAGCAACUGCAGCAGCAGCAACACAGCGACAAGACAAACCUGCAGGGAAUGACAGGCACUCCUCUGGUGGCCGGGAGCCCCAUCCGACACGACAACACGGUGCAGGGGAAUCCAGUGGAGGUGCAAACAUACCAGCCUCCGUGGAAAAGCCUCAGCGACUUCGCCCUGCAGAGCGACCUGGACCAGCCCGCCUUCCAACAGCUGGUGUCUUUCUCCGAGUCUGGCUCUCUGGGAAACUCGUCCGGCAGCGACGUGACCUCUCUGUCGUCGCAGUUACCGGACACACCGAACAGUAUGGUGCCGAGUCCCGUGGACACGUGAUGAGGUCACAGAUGGAUCACACCAAACCAUCCUUUUCCCCACGCGUGUCCUCUGCAGCUGAGAGGCGCAAAGACCUCAGUGACAUCCAAUCAAAGGGGGGAAAAAAAACUAAAAACAUUUAAGGACCAGGGUGGAUUAUGUCAGAGGAUGCAUUCAGGUCCAAACUGGAGGUUUUCAAACUCUUGCUUUACAUCCGCCUUGCUCAAGGACACGUGGGCAGGACACAGCUGUGUGACAGUGGGACACUUUUUACCACCAUUUUACCACAAUGCCAUUGGGCGAAGUGGACACAUGACGUGGGGAUUAUUGUGGGAUUCAAACACGAUGCGCGUGUUCUGGACGUCGUACAGUAUGUUUAUCAGGAAAAUAGAAACUGUGUAUAUGAGCAUGUUUGUUUGUUUUUUUUAAAGUUUCAAUGUCGACUCUUGUAAAUUAACGAAGCAGAUGAUGAGAUGCGCAUUGGUCGCAUUCUCUCCCGAAAAUAAGUUAUUAUUAUUUAUUAUGAGGACAGACAUACUAUCUGAUCAAUAAA
Messenger RNA from Solea senegalensis (Senegalese sole), 1802 nucleotides. RefSeq names its product insulin gene enhancer protein isl-2a-like. The coding region runs from base 188 to 1270 and encodes 360 amino acids. Gene Ontology annotation, cellular component: nucleus. The record is from RefSeq and is a predicted model, not a curated record. Gene Ontology annotation, molecular function: DNA-binding transcription factor activity, RNA polymerase II-specific; cis-regulatory region sequence-specific DNA binding. NCBI's taxonomy places the organism in Eukaryota, Metazoa, Chordata, Actinopteri, Pleuronectiformes, Soleidae. The transcript is spliced from 6 exons. Gene Ontology annotation, biological process: positive regulation of transcription by RNA polymerase II; axonogenesis; neuron fate specification.